This is a messenger RNA of Chaetomium globosum CBS 148.51, 1968 nucleotides long. RefSeq lists its product as uncharacterized. The coding region runs from base 1 to 1968 and encodes 655 amino acids. NCBI's taxonomy places the organism in Eukaryota, Fungi, Ascomycota, Sordariomycetes, Sordariales, Chaetomiaceae. The transcript is spliced from 2 exons. Gene Ontology annotation, cellular component: GARP complex. Gene Ontology annotation, biological process: retrograde transport, endosome to Golgi; Golgi to vacuole transport; endocytic recycling. The record is from RefSeq and is a predicted model, not a curated record. Gene Ontology annotation, molecular function: syntaxin binding.
AUGUGGCUUGAUCGGUUUGCUGGGCCGCACCCCGGAAACACACCAUCGCCGCCCAACAGCCAGGGCCGCACCCAGUCGCCGCUACCUCGGCGAACAUCGAGUGCGCGGGGCCCGUAUCUCACGUCGCAACGACCGGGCCUGUCCCCAAGGGGCUCUUCGUUGUCGCUGGCCUCAAACGAUUCCUCGUCUUCGCUGCUCGGCGCGUCAAAGCGAAGCAAUGGCUCGGCAUUGAAACAGUCGACAACGGCGGACAACGCACCCGACCCAGAGACGAUCCUCGCUAGCAUUCUCGGUCCCCUCCCCGAUAAUAUUGCGCCGCUGGAAGAAGACAGGGCAGGGCGGAUUGCAGAGGAUGAUUUGGAGUUGGAUUUUGAUUUUGGUGGCCUCUCCCUCCGCGAGCUCGCCGAGGGCGGUGGCGGUCGGGUGGUGGCCGACACCGACAGACCGCAGACUGUAGAAGACUGUAGGUCGCCCCGAGCCAAUGCGGCCCUCUCUUCCUGUACUCAUAGAUUCGACAUAGUCGAGCGAGACAAGGCCAAGUUUGAAGACCUCCAUCGAUCCAUUCGAGCAUGUGACGACAUCCUGAGCUCUGUCGAGUCCAAUCUCACCAGUUUCCGCAACGACCUGGCUGCUGUGUCCGCCGAUAUUGAGAGUUUACAGGCCCGGUCAACAGCGUUGAAUGUCAGGUUGGAAAAUAGGAAGGCUGUGGAGAAGGCGCUGGCCCCCGUGGUGGAAGAACUGAGCGUGUCACCCACGUUCGUGUCCAAGAUAUCAGAAGGCCACAUCGACGAGGCAUGGGUCAAAACCUUGGCCGAUCUGGAUAAGAGAGCAGUGGCCCAGAAGAAAACCCCCCAGCAGACACCAAGUAAGGCUUUAGCUGAUGUAGGGCCGCUACUGGAGAAGCUGGUUCUCAAGUUCAAGGACCUGUUUACCUUUCUCCAUCGGCACCAGCCCGUGCUUGCAGGGGAAAUUUGCCAGGCCUACCUCAACACCAUGCGCUGGUACUACCUGAACCAGUUCACACGCUACCAGAAAGCGCUGGAGAAGCUCAAGCUCCACAUCCUCGACAAAAAUGAUGUGCUUGGCCAUGAGGAUACGUCAAGAAGGACCACUGUCCUCUCAGGGUCCAAGAUCGCCGGCGCACCCCACGACGCGUUCAAUCUGGGCAGGAGGAUAGACGUCCUGAAAACCACCAACCAGCUCGCCAUAUCCUCCUAUCUCGCAGAAGAGGACCAAUCAACCCACUAUCUCGAAGUCCCCUUCCGCCACUUCAACAUCGCCCUCAUCGACAACGCCACGGCCGAGUACACCUUCCUCGCGGCAUUCUUCAGCCCGUCCCUCUCCUUCGCCGCCAUCUCGCGGCACUUCAACUACAUCUUUGACCCGGCCUUCGCCCUGGGCCAAGCCGUUACCCGGCAACUCGUCGCCGAGACGUACGACGGGCUCGGCGUGCUGCUGUGCGUGCGCCUCAACCAGCGCUCGGCCUUCGAGCUGCAGCGCCGCCGCGUGCCCGCCGCCGACGGCUACAUCAACGGCACCUCCAUGACCCUGUGGCCCCGCCUGCAGGGCAUCAUGGACGCCCACUGCGAGUCGGUCCGGGCGCUGACGGCGGCUCUGCCUACGCGCGCGCCUUCGGCCGCGACCGUGAAGACGGCGUCUGCCGCGCCCCAUGUCGUCACGCAGCGGUUUGGUCAGCUGUUGCACGGGGUGUUGGCGCUGAGUGCGGAUGUUGGCGGGGACGACGAGCCGGUCGUGGCGAGCCUGCGGCGGUUGCGGAAUGAGGUUGAGGCGUUUCUGACUAAGGCCAGCCAGGCGUCCUUUGGAGCAGAUAAGCGGAAGCGGGAGCGGUUCUUGUAUAAUAAUUAUAGCUUGGUUCUGACCAUUAUUAGCGAUGUCAGUGGGAAGCUAGCGGAUGAGGAGCAGGAGUAUUUCGAGGCCUUGAAAACGAGCGUUCAGGAGGCUGGGUAG